AUGUCUUUUCGAUAUGGUCCGGGCUUCCUGGCGACCCUUCUCACUGUUGCAAAUAUCCUAAUUCCGCUGGCGAUUGUCACCUUCGCAACCGGCUUCUUCCCUUACAAGCCAGUUCUCCCUGGUCUGGCCAAGUAUGAAACUUUAGAUUACGGCCCGCCGCCCGCCGCGCCUUUCGACCGCCUCAUUUUCAUGGUGGUCGAUGCCCUACGAAGACUUAUUCGCAAUGGAGCCGCUCUGCCCUUCACUGCAUAUGCUCGGUCGCCGACCGUCACUAUGCCCAGGAUCAAGGCCAUCACAACAGGCUCGAUCCCGUCCUUCUUGGAUGUCAUUUUGAAUCUUGAUGAAGCCGACACGUCUUCCACUUUGGCCGCUCAGGACACUUGGUUGGCACAGAUGAAGGCCAAGGGGGCCGGAGAGCUAGCCAUGUAUGGAGAUGAUACCUGGCUCAAGCUCUUUCCCGGAACCUUCGACCGCUCUGACGGCACUUCGAGUUUCUUUGUAGCAGACUUCACCGAGGUAGAUAACAAUGUCACCAGACACAUCGACACCGAACUACAGAAUGACGACUGGAGCACGUUGGUUUUGCACUACCUUGGCCUCGACCACAUCGGACACAAGUCGGGACCACGAAGCUCGCAUAUGGUCCCUAAACAGCAUGAGAUGGAUGACAUCGUCAAGCGCAUCUACAGCGCUAUGGACACCCAAAGUCACAUGUCCUCGGCCUUGCUGGUCCUCUGCGGAGACCACGGUAUGAACGACGCUGGUAAUCAUGGAGCCUCGUCUCCCGGGGAGACCUCCCCGGCACUUGUCUUCAUAUCGCCGAAAAUAAAGGCCCUGCAACGCAACCUGUCGGCCCCUGCUGCGUUCAAAGAGGACUUCUCUUAUUAUACCAUGGUUGAACAGUCGGAUCUAGUUCCUACACUAGGUGCUCUGCUAGGUUUCCCUGCGCCAAAGAACAAUCUGGGCGCGUUCAUCUCUGAUUUCCUGCCCUUCUGGCCUGACAGGAACGACCAAGUCCAGUUGCUCAUUCGCAACGCUCGCCAGAUAUUGAAAGUUGUAACAGCGACGUUCGGCCCAGAGAUGUUCGACACCGCAACCACCUCGGCCCGGGAGGCUUGCGCAGGCCCACAAGACGAUGCUCAAGAGCUGGCUUGCGAAUGGCAUCGCGUCAAUGACGCACUCAAAAACAUGGAUGGUCAGGCAGAACUAGACCCGAUCUGGCUCGAAGCCAUGUCCAAGUGGCUCAGUAAAGCGCAGGAUCUCAUGAGCGGCAUGGCCAGCAACUACGACAUGGAUAGAUUGCACAUUGGCGAAGCCGUGGCCAUCCUCGCUACCGGCUCUCUUGUCUUCGGCGCCCGGCUCAGCCUCAUCCCGUUGCUCGCCAUCGCAGUCGCGUACGGCGUCAUGAUGUUCGCGAGUAGCUAUGUGGAAGAAGAGCAUCACUUCUGGUACUGGACCACGUCCGCCUGGCUGGGCAUUCUAGCCAUCAAGAAGAUGCAGACCACUCGCGCCCCUAUAAAAACCCUUCUCUCGCUCCUGCUCGCAUUGACAGCCACCCGACUGAUCCGGGGAUGGAAUCAAACGGGCCAGAAGCGCGCCGGCGAGCCCGACAUCGUCAAGACUUUCAUCGCGGCGAACCCUCACUUCCUCUGGACCGUCGUUAGCUUGACUUACCUCUUUCUCUUUGUCCAAAUCCUUAGACAACUCCGCGGCCUGCCUCGCGCCCUCGCAGUCGCCACGUCCGCCACCCUUGCCCUCUCUGCAUUUACCUUCAAGGUCGCCUUCACCAAUGAAGACGCUCCCGAGCUCGUCACCGGCGUCCCGGCGACCCUCAACGCCCUCAUCCAGGGCCUGUCUCUUGUAACCCGGGCCAGGACCGUCUUUGCCGGCGUUGCCGCUACUGCGGCGUACUCAACCUACCUCACGCUCUCUAAUCCGCGUGUCGAGGCGAGACACACAUCCCCCUUACUCCACCACCUCAUCACCCUCCUCCUCGCCACCCAGUCCCGCGUGACAAACAUACCACUCCUCCUGCUGUUCACAUUUCAGCUUCCUUUCCUCGCUUCCCUCGACCUCGGCCUGCCCGCACUCUCCACAACCUCCUUGCUGCUGCAGUACGCCUCCUUCUUCGCCUUUGGCGGCACCAAUGCCAUCUCCUCCGUCGAUCUAUCGAGCGCCUACAACGGCGUCGCGGGCUUCAGCGUCAUCGCCGUCGGGGUCUUGACCUUUAUCGGCAAUUGGGCCGGACCGAUCUACUGGGCGUCCGCAACGAAUCUGCUACUGCUUCAGUACCGCAGCCGCAGGGCCGGCGACGCAGCCGACGGGAGAAACGUCUUCUUGCAGCACGUCGGCCACAUGACGCUCUUCACGGCGUGCAGCGUCGCCUUCAUCAUGGUAGCUUGCGAAGCAUUGCGGACACACCUCUUUGUGUGGACAGUCUUUUCACCGAAGUACCUUUACUGCAUGGCCUGGAGUAUUGGGCAGCAUCUACUCAUCAACGUCGUCAUCGUUGGCCUCUUGUACCGACUGGGAUCUGCGUGA
Colletotrichum graminicola M1.001 is the source of this 2541-nucleotide messenger RNA. Its product is annotated as GPI ethanolamine phosphate transferase. Gene Ontology annotation, cellular component: endoplasmic reticulum membrane. The transcript is spliced from 7 exons. The record is from RefSeq and is a predicted model, not a curated record. Gene Ontology annotation, biological process: GPI anchor biosynthetic process. Lineage: Eukaryota; Fungi; Ascomycota; Sordariomycetes; Glomerellales; Glomerellaceae. Bases 1 to 2541 code for a protein of 846 amino acids.